CCUCCAAGAAUGGUGCAUUGUUCCAAGUUUCACAUGACAUAGCAUCUACAAGGAUUUUUAUGUGACAUUGCACAUGGAAGUUUGAAAAAUAGGUUGCGAUGCAUACUAUCGCAUGCGUCAUGGCAGCUUACGAUGCAUGUUAUUGUUAAUUUUAACGGCAAACCAGUGUGUUAUUCUGCUUAAAAAAGUUUCAACAAGUUGUAAGUUAACGAUUUUGGAUCCAAUUCCUUCCAAUACCGGACUCUAUUUGUAUUUUAGUCUUUACUUACCAGUGUCAUCCCGUUUGAUACCCCCCGACGAUUCUGAUUGAUGAUGGACAGAAAACUGUAAUGUUGUGGUGUUGUUUUGACGAGUAACUCGCCUUGUAUUUUUGUAGGCCUAUAGUUUUGUUUAUCGUGCCUAUAAUGCUGUUUACAAGUGAUCAUUUAGUCCUGUAUACUCUCGUAUAAACAAUGCCGUCAGGACGAUUAAUUUGCUUUGUGUGUGGAAGCCUAGGGGCAGAAACUGUUUUGAAUAUAAAACCACAGGAAAGGGGCCCUUACUUCCCAUUUCUUGAAAACCAUGACCCUCCAAAGGGAUGCCGCCUACCAAAGAAUGAUGGAAAAGUGGAUUCUUGUCGAGUAUGCUAUAUGUUUUUGAGUCAACAAUGGGAAACUUAUGAACGAUCCCGAACUCCAGCAAUCAAAAGGCUGUAUUGGCUGAAAAGGUCAGAUAAUGGGCAUUUCACAGGAGCCGAGAUGCGGAUACAAGGGGAAUAUAUUGCUCAAGUGAUGGGUUUGCAAUAUCAGCCUGGUGUCUUUGAUGGAGGAACGUCUCCAGGUGAGAAUCGUCCAGACAAUUGCUCACCCAUAACUGUACCACGUUCGGAUGGAAGGCAGAGUUCUGAUUAUAUUGCCCAGCCACAGGUUGCAAUGCCAACAAAUUUCAAACAGUCACAGGCAAGUAAACCCUCAUUUAGUCAAGAGAAUCGACACCAUGUUCAGCAUCAAGGUUCCAAUAAUUCUUCUCGGAAUGUUGAUGCCACACCACAUCGCAGUGGACUUGCAGAUGGAGCAUUAGAUUUAUCAGUUACAACUAAGAAAAUGCCAGAAGGAGGUAGAGUGAAACUAAGUCAUGAAUCUGAAAGUAAUAAAAACAUUUGUUGUUUUAUUUGUACUAAAGAAUGCAGCAUUAAUCAGAGCAAGCUUGUUAGCACCUGCCGACAACCAACUAGUGAGCCUUUCUUUCCGGUUUUGGGACAUUUACCUCAGGCAAAUAAUCCAAAUGCUUUAACCAAAAAUGGCCAGGUUCGAGUCUGUGUUGGAUGUAAAAACUUGCUGUAUCAGCAGUGGCAGGCCUACGAGAUGUCUGGCAUCCCUAUGCAACACAGGACUUAUAAACUGUAUGAUGAUGUUUCUCCCCUGACUGGAAUGGAAGGGAAUGGUAAUUUAAAACCAAGAGAUGAAUUGGACACAAAACCUCCACAAGCCUUUCAACAUGUCUGCUACCUCUGUGGACAUCUGUAUCCUAAAGACUUGAUUCAGCCUUUGUACACCAUCCCACCAUGUCAUCAGUCGCUUGGAACACUUUUCUUUCCUUUUAUUCGAGACCUUCAGAGGCCACAGGGAGCACAUCCUUUAAAAUCUGAUGGUACAGUGCUAGCAUGUCGAAAUUGUUUUGGUGACUUAUACCAGCAAUGGCAAGUAUAUGAGGCUGAAGGUACACCUCUCUAUAGACGUCAAUAUUCCCUCUCAUUUCUUGGGAAGAAGAUGACGUCAGAAGCUGGACAUGUUGCACAGCCGAAAAUUAAACAAGAAGUGGAGGCAAAUGAAGGGGAGGGGGGUCCAUCUUCAUCUUCUUCCGAUGUCAGUCAGCCACUCAACAUUCAGAUCACAGAAAGCUCCACUGCAUUAGAGAGCAGUACGUCCAAGUCCAACACUGCUGGCUCCCAGGGACUUUUGGCUAUUGCCACCCCAAGUAUUGGGUCUAUAACAUCUAACCCAGCAAGCGCCGACCCUCCCACCUGGACAGCAGCAGAGCAGUUGAAGAAACAGCAAAAUCAGGAACAAAAAAGUUUAACUGUCCCCCAUCCACUGCAACAAGUGACAUCAAUUCCUAAAAAAAUCUGCUUUUUAUGUGGUACCAAAUCAAGAAUAUCUAAGAUGCAUGUUUUAUGUUCAUAUCCAACUCGCCAUGAAGCUAAAGGGGCAAGUAGUCAAGUUGUACCUUUUUUCCCGUUCUUGGCUAAUAGGGAUCCAGCACCAAAAGCGGAGUCCUUGUCAGAGGACGGUACCGUCAUGGCCUGUAAUAUCUGCUUUCAUAGUCUAUUGAAACAAUGGAAUGAACAGGAAGAAUCGAAAAAUCCAGCCGAGAACAACCGCUGGCUGAGGAAAUAUACAGUUCCUGAAAUGAUUGGCUGUUAUGUGUGUUCUAAAAAUGUCAAGCGCAAGAGCAUGCAAAUACUCAGUAUUUCUCACUUCCCAAGUCUGAAGGAGCAUUCUGUCCCUGCAGAUGCCUUAGUUUUGGAUGGAGGUGAAUGCGUCACAGCAUGCGGUACCUGCUCAAACAGUCUUGGACACCAGUAUGCAGAGUUUGAGAGAAUGGGUGUCCCAAUUGAAAUGAGGAAGUACAACUGGGUUAAUGCUAGCCAGAAUGAAAAUGCUGAGGAUCAAGUGACAGAUAACCAGUGUGAACAGGAUGAAGACGAUGACAACCAGCUGCUGAACGUGGAUGAGAAUAGUUCUGACAGCCAGGGAAGUGUUGGUGGCAGUAUGAAGCAGGGCGACAACAGUUUGGGCCAGGGCUCUAAGCCGCCUCCCUUGACAAUGAUAAGCCCAGCAGGAGCCAAGCUAUCUAGGAACACUGCCACUGUGCCACCGCUGAACCAAGUAUCUCCUAGCAACGGCGUCACGUCUAUUGGAGCGAACGCCGCACUCAAUGCCACAAGGACAUCAAGUUUUGCUGCAGCUCUUCGUAAGCUUGCCCAUCAGGCAAAAGAUCCAGAAGAAGGAAUUAGCAGCAAACACCCUACCACCCCUGGGAGCUCCAGCACCAGCCCACGGGCAGUCACACCAAAGCGAGGUCCCCCACCCUUGGUUUAUAGCAGUCACUCCUCGUCACUAACUUCACCGCCCGUCGUCACCAUAGCGCCCACACAGUCACACCCCACUCUCGUCAGCAGUGAGGCAAAACAGAGUCUGGAACGGGCACACUCAGUACAGAGCACUGCUUCCUCUGUCUACGAUCCGCUCAGCAUCAAACAAGAUCGAGAUAGGCCCCAGUCUACUCACUCCAAUCGCGACGAUGAUCGGGGGUCAAUAAAGGACGGGGCUCAGUCACGAAGACCACAUUCUGGUCACAGCUCAACAUCUCCGGCAGCUAGCAGAGAGGACCUCGGUAGUCGUGGUUUUCAGCCGUAUCGCCCAGGGGAAGAUCUGCGACACCAAUUGCCACCUACAAUGUUCGGCCUUGACCCAACAUCGUACCCCUACCCUACGGCCUUCAUGCCAUCUCACUUCCCUCACCCCGCCUUCAGGUUUGACGACCCUGUGUUACUGGAGCGAUACCGGAUGAUGCAGCCCCCGUACCUUCAGUUCCCCCACCCCGGGAUGAUCCCUCCCCCAGGGGUCCACCCAUUCCUUGCUGCUGGCAGCAGGUACCCAUCUGAGCUUCUUCAUCAGCAGUUUGCAUUUGGGUCCCAGUCGUCACGCCUCGGCGAACACAUAUCACCGGCCUUGUCUGAAAGACAACGAUUAGAAGAAGAAAGAAUAAGAGAGAUGGAACGAGAGAAAGAAAGAGAACGGGAUCGAGAGCGUGAACGAGAGAAGGAGCGCGAGGCAGUGUUGCAAAGAGAGAGAGAAAGAGCACGGGAGCGUGAGAAGGAAUAUGACAAAGAAAAGGCACGAGAUUUGUACUACACUCACCAACACCAGGCAGAGCUCCGACUUGACCCUAGGGGACAGGACAGGGACACCAGAGGGCGUGGUGAGGGUCCACUUGGCCUUGCCAAUCAGUCCCGCAUGGCCAAGGCCGAGGACAGCUCAGGGUCUAAGUACAGUUCUAUGAUGCACGGGAGCCAGAGAGAUAUGUAUGGAGACAGAACGGAAAAGGUACAUCCGUACAAUGACCACCCACCAAGGAUGGAAGCCGAGAGGGAUAAAUAUGGCCGUGAAACAAGUUACGAUGACCGCAGGAAGUCAGACAUUCAUCCUCAUUCCAGUGAACAAUCCUUGCUCAAGAACAUAGACAAACAUGAGUUUGAGAAAAGAGCAUACUCGUUAGCAUUCGCAGACAAACAGAAUAUGGCAGACAAAGAACGUCACUCGUCCUCAUCGCAUCCUCCGUCAUCCCAGUACUCAUCUCUUCACCAUGCAGAUCUCGCCCACAAAGCCUCCAAAGACUUCUUCCGACCAUUUGACACAGCAAACAUUCUCACUAAUGGCUUCAAUGGCUCUCAUGAUUAUGAAAAAUACUCAGCUCACAACAGCAAGUCUAGCGAAAGGACAAGUAAGUCUCCUGCCUCCAUGAGUCGCUCUAGUCUAGAAGCCAGUCAGGAGCGACGGGCCAUACUCGAAGAAUCCGUGUUGCAUAUUAAAAAUCCACGGGACAGUCAUCUGGCUCAAAGACGAAUGUCGGAGGAAACGAUGUGGCCAGGUCGAAAGUCUGGAGAGGAAUCGUUACUACUGAGGUCGACUGAAGAGCUCCAAAGGAGAUUCUCUGGUGUUGAUCGUCGCAAUAGGAGAACACCCGAAGAGGUGUCGUCUAAUACAAGCCAUAAUGAAUACAAAAAUUUUCUGAACAAUAAUAUUAUAAUGAACAUGGAGAAAAAUAAUCAGGAUUCUAAAUCGUUACAGAAAGAAACGAUGUCUGAAUCUUCCAAUUCCAAUUUUGAACACAAAAAUUCAACAGCUCUACCAUCAACUUUUCAUUACCCAUACAUGAAACAUAUCCACUCAGUGGUCAGCCGUCUCGAUAUGGAGGAAAGGAAACUCAGGGAGCAGCGUCUACGCAGCGACUACAACAGUGAUGACAGCGACGUCGAAUCAGAGGACGAGGAAAUCAAGCGGCAACGACUUUUAUUUAUUCGUAGCGGACCUCCAAUACCACUGGAUACCUCCAAACCAAAGAUAAAGUUUUUAAAUCAACUAGGCCUUACAUCACAUCGAGUCAAGAGAGACUUGGAACAUCAGAAGCAACGUAAGCGAAGGCGGUCUCUCCGUGAACGGAGCAUUAGUCCGGUGCUGCUGGCAGAUGGAGAAUCGACCGAGGACUCAGCCCCAAGUCUCUCCCUCUCUCAGGAUCUCAACUCUGAUGCCCUUUGUCAGGAACAAGAUUACCCAGAAAAAUGCUCCUUCCUCAGCUCCAUGAAGCUGAGCACCAUCAGCCCAGACAAAAAGAAGGAAAUGAACCACAUCCAGCAAAUAUGUGAGGUAGACAGGUUACGGAGGCUAGCAAACUCAGGCGUGAAGAGAAAAUCCAGUGAAAGCUCGGCAGAAGGCAGCAUUGGGUCAAAAAUGUUACUACUGGACAAGGAUGGAGGUAAAACCAAACCUAACAGUAGUCUGAUGCCAAGCAACUCGUUCAACUCAACGGACAAGACAGCCAUUUUGUUUCCAAACAAGAACAAAAAGAAGAUGCUCAGUCGAGAAUUUGCUCAGGAAUUCCAUGAAUCUGUUCUUCAGACGACACGACAAAAGGAACUUAAUAACAGAAUAGGAAUGGCACCGAAUCGACCAACUGAUAUGAAGAUGUUCUCUGGUAAAGGCGAGUUACCCAGUGUGUCCAGACUGGCUAGUAACUCAGGCAGCAGUAAGGCUGGAUCCUCAGCCGGAGGGUCAGCUGGGUGUCGGACUGAUCACGAUACAAAUGGCGGUGUACAACGUUGGCCAGGGAUUGACAGUCUUCUGGAGGCGUACCAGCACCACUCAGAAGAACAAAAGCUGGAGCGAGGCAUUUUGAUGGAACGUUGUCACCAUCUUCAAACUGAUAACCAGGAUCUCAACAGGACGGCCGAGAGUCUCAGCAAACGCAUGGCGGAGUUGAUAGAACAAAAAAGGCAGGCAAGCAAUGCGAGGAACAAACUACAGGAGUCUAUAGACAGUCUGAAGAAAUGUACACGUGACAUUCGGUGAUGGUUGAAGUCUACAUCUACAAAAUUACCCUCCAAUUGUGAUAUAGCGCAAUAUCUUAAACCAAGUGGACCAUGUGCAAAAUUGAUUUUAAACAACAUAUGAACAGAGACUUUGAACGAAGAUUUACAAGUGAUGCAUAUAUGAAAUAUAUAUAUCAUUGAUUUAAUCCAGAUCGGAUUAAAAACUUUUCGUCGGACUCAAGUUUACUUUUUCUGACUUUUCAUUUCUCGUGUACAUGUGAUUCCAGAUCAUACCUUCAUUUAUCAUCAUAAUUUAUCGGGAGCCUUGAUCAACGUCACUGCCUAGCAAAGAAAACAUUUCAUUAUGCGUAUCAUUAUAUUUAAAACCAUUGCUAUAGUAUCGGGUAUGUGUUGAAACCAAAGGUUUGAUUUCUUUCAAAAAAAUCAUAGAUUUACACGUCUACAGUAUAUUGUUUUGCAAGAAAAAAAUAUGAAUUGUUUUUGUAUCUCUUUAUAAUUUUAAUUUCUACAAACAUUUAUGUUAUAAACAUCGAGUUAAUUAUGAAUAGCUAGACAAUAAUGCUGUCUAUGUGCGUGUUUUAACUCGAUUUUUUUGUUUCUUUUAUGAGUGAUAGUGUAAUGCUGCAAUUUUAUUGCUGUAUUUAAAUUAAAAAUUUUACGUCUUCAAAAUGUUGCGACGAGGAUAGCGUUGUUAAUAUAACACUUUUAAAGGAGAUUUAAUGUGCUGGUAAAUAACGAUGGAAUAGAUGAUGGGUGUUUCCAUUAAAAACAUUUCUUUGGAA
Ylistrum balloti is the source of this 6873-nucleotide messenger RNA. RefSeq names its product genetic suppressor element 1-like. Bases 453 to 6110 code for a protein of 1885 amino acids. Lineage: Eukaryota; Metazoa; Mollusca; Bivalvia; Pectinida; Pectinidae. The record is from RefSeq and is a predicted model, not a curated record. The transcript is spliced from 16 exons.